GCGGAGCAGAGCUGUAGCUACAGCCUCAGCCCUAAGUAGCUGCGGUGGGCGCCAGACCCGCCCGGCACCUCCCCGCGUCGCACCGCACCGCACCGCACCUCCCUGCUCUGGGAACCCGGCUGCACAUUCCGCCGCGUGCAGCUAGAUCUCCAGUCCAAUUGCACUGCCAGGAGCGAGCCGCUCGUCCCACACCCGAAGUCCCAGAUGGCUUCUGUGACUGAUGGUAAAGCCGGAGUCAAAGAUGCUUCUGACCAGAAUUUUGACUACAUGUUCAAACUGCUCAUCAUUGGCAACAGCAGUGUUGGCAAAACCUCCUUCCUCUUCCGCUAUGCCGAUGACACCUUUACCCCAGCCUUUGUCAGCACUGUGGGCAUCGACUUCAAGGUGAAGACAGUCUACCGCCAUGAGAAGCGAGUGAAGCUGCAGAUCUGGGACACAGCUGGGCAAGAGCGGUACCGGACCAUCACCACAGCCUAUUACCGUGGGGCCAUGGGCUUCAUUCUGAUGUAUGACAUCACCAACGAGGAGUCCUUCAAUGCUGUCCAAGAUUGGGCUACUCAGAUCAAGACCUACUCCUGGGACAAUGCGCAGGUUAUCCUGGUGGGGAACAAAUGUGACAUGGAGGAAGAGAGGGUUGUUCCCACUGAGAAGGGCCGGCUUCUUGCAGAGCAGCUUGGGUUUGACUUCUUUGAAGCCAGCGCCAAGGAGAACAUCAGUGUGAGGCAGGCCUUCGAGCGCCUGGUAGAUGCCAUUUGUGACAAGAUGUCUGAUUCGCUGGACACAGACCCCUCUGUGUUGGGCACCUCCAAGAACACCCGUCUCUCAGACACCCCACCGCUGCUGCAGCAGAACUGCUCAUGUUAGGCAAGGCCCACCCUCCCGAUUUCCCCUUCUUGUGACCCCACACCCACUCUGCUUCCCGCAUUACACUCUGUCCACCCCCAGCCCCAAGCAAGCUGAGUUGCUGCUGUUCUUUGCCUGUAGUGGAGGUGGAAGCAUGCCCCUCGAAUUCUCUGCAGAUGGCCUCCCUUGCAGACACCCAGCCCCAAACCAACAACCAGGUCAUGGCAUGGGUUAAGGUUCACUUUACAAAAGAAGACUCAAUCUUACAAAGGGGAUUCACUUCAGGGACGUGGAGAGUGAGUCUCUUUUCUGCCUUUAAAAUAAGAUUUCCUCCUUUGACCAAAAUUUGACACAUGCACACUUUUCAGGCCUGGCCAACUGGGUAAGUGAGGCCAAUCUACACAGCUAAUCCUAUUAAAGAAAACCUCCUCAUACACAACAUGCUUGUUUCAUAUCAGACUCCCUGUGGGGCUUCCUCUCAAAGCCCUAUGGCUAUUACCAUGGAUGCCCACAGAGCCUGGGCAGUUGCUGUGGUGACAGGCCAGAGCUAAUCUCCAGAGAGCUCAGACUCUCUAAUGAUGCUGAAGGAGCAAAGGCUAAGCCAGAAAUACAUUUAAAAGAAAAGAUUAUUCCCUGCAAAAUGUCAAAGGUUCCUGCUAUAUUAAAGAGUAGACGAGUGAGCUCAAGAAAGAGAAAGAGAAAGAAAAGAGAAUCACAGGCAAGAUAAAGGAACAGGUCAUGACUUUCUGAUUUUGCUGCUUUCCAGGUGGUUCUUAACUGUGGGAACUCCAUGAAAUUGGUCUUUGUUUUUUAGACUCCCAGAAUUUGAAAUAUUUAGAGUUACCUGGUCUGACUAGUCAAUUCCAGUCUUCACAUCUCUGAUAAGUGGCUGUCAGACCUCACAACCAAAUCUCUUUCUUCUAAAGCAUACCUUCUAGGCAGGGAUGGGAGCUCGUUGUCCGUACCAUCUUUGGGCAACUCUCAUAAUUGAAAUUUUCCUUGCUUUAGGCUGAAAUCUGUGCCCUGGCAAUUCUUCUUCCUCUUUUUACCCCAUUUGUACCAGCUCUGCUGUCAGAGACCUCACAGUCUCUGCCCCUUGACACCCUCAGAUAAUUUGAGAACAGAAAUCAUGACCUCUGCCUUUUCUCCAAGUCAGAUAGUUCUGCUGUUCUUCAUGGUGUCUUCCCUCCAAACUGCCCUUUCCUCCAACCCAUCUUUCAAUCACUGCUGAGUAGUACAACUGGGAAAUGUAAUUUAAGGCAGAAUAAAUCUAGGGGGCAUGACCCUGAAAAAAUUGGGAAAACUGAACUCAGAGGUCCCAAUCCCAAACUCACCCUCCUGGGAGUGAAAUCUUAGUUUCCACUGAAGAGAGGAUGUGAAACCAUUCCUAGGGAAAGCUGCUUAAUGAAAGCUGCUUAAUUAGUCACAUAAUGAGUAAAAGGAAAAACCAAAACCAAAAUCAAAACCACAUGAAAACCUUUGACACCAGAAACAAAUGGAGUGGAUUCUAGCUUGUUUAGACAUGGCACAUGUUUGGUUUUUAGCUGAAAUAAUGACAUGGAACUAGCACUGAUUCUUGAAAAAUCUUUCCUCCCAGCCCUAGCCCGAAUCCCCACUUCCCCCUUCACUAACAUGCCACCUCAGAAGUUGGUGGGGGAAGUUUUUUGUCCCAAGUUUUUUGUCCAUUCCAAAUGCAGUUUGUUAUCCUAGGAAAGUACAUUAACUAGCAUAGGUCCAAUGACUGCAUAAGAGGACCCCCCAGAGUCCUCCCCGUGGAGAUGUUGCUUUCUUUGAUGUGAUGCAGAGGAUAGAGCUUUUGGACUUGGACUUGGAAUCAGGAGACCUGGACUCUGCCCUUAAAUCAAGUGUGACUCUGG
Messenger RNA from Puma concolor (puma), 2720 nucleotides. RefSeq names its product RAB3B, member RAS oncogene family (gene RAB3B). Gene Ontology annotation, molecular function: GTP binding; GTPase activity. Lineage: Eukaryota; Metazoa; Chordata; Mammalia; Carnivora; Felidae. The record is from RefSeq and is a predicted model, not a curated record.